CCAACCUACACCUACACAAGAAGCACGGAUCAUCAACCAUGGCGUAUAGGAGCACAAAGUCAUUCGUUGCAUUCCUCUUGGUGUUACUGCUCUCAUGCAGUUCGAGCAGCGCAGCACGCCGCCUAGAGGAGGCUGUGCCCAAGGAGGAGCACCCACCACAUCCCACCGUGCCGGAGCUGCCAAAGCCAGAACUCCCACCACACCCUACUAUGCCCGAGCUGCCGAAACCCGAACUACCGCACUCGGCCAUGCCCGAGGUGCCAAAGGAGCAUGAAGUGCCGCACCCUGAAGUGCCGAAGAUGCCCACGGAGCAUGAAGUACCACAUCCCCUUGUGCCGGAGCUGCCGAAGCCUGAGCUGCCGCCACACCCUGCAAUGCCCGAGCUGCCAAAACCUGAACUACCGCAUACAGUUAUGCCUGCAGUGCCGAAGGAGCCAGAAGUCCCGCACACCGUCGUUCCAGAGGCACCAAAGGAGCACGAAGUACACCAUGAGCUUCCUAAACCCGACAUACCACAUCCUACCAUCCCAGAGGCACCAACGGAGCCCCAUGUGCCGGAGUUACCGCACCCUGCUGUGCCGGAGGUGCCAGAAUUGCCGCACCCAUCCAUGCCUGAGGUGCCGAAGCAUGAACUGCCACCAUUCCCCAAAGCCGAGCUCCACUUUCCAGAGCAGGAGGCUAAGCCAUGAUCGGACUAGGCAUAGUCCUACCGUCGGUUAACUAAGUUGUAUAUGUGUGUACGUGAUGCCUGUUUGUGUUAGUCAUGUGAAGCGUGUAGUAGUGUACAGGUCGUUACCCCUGUGCUCCAGUUCAUGAUGUGGGAGCGUUAUGUCCUAGGGUUGUUGCAUUCUGUAGCGGCUCAAUCUGUUCUUUUUUUUAUGUACACGAUGUUAUGAGUAAUAAAUGUAUUGUACUUUUUAUAUUUGGAUAUAUAUAAGUGCACCGUUAAACAUUUCUUAA
Messenger RNA from Lolium rigidum, 960 nucleotides. Its product is annotated as protein PELPK2-like. The record is from RefSeq and is a predicted model, not a curated record. The coding region runs from base 39 to 689 and encodes 216 amino acids. The transcript has a single exon. NCBI's taxonomy places the organism in Eukaryota, Viridiplantae, Streptophyta, Magnoliopsida, Poales, Poaceae.